GGGACACGCAUGCGCCGGCCUGGACCCGGCACCGAGUAACGGACUCGAGCUCCCCCCACCGGAAGUGGGCAGCCGCGCACCGGGAAGAGCCGGCCGAAGCGUGGCGGCCACAGACUGUGGGUACCGGGUCCGAGAGACUCGCGCUUUUCUCUCCGUGCCAUGGCGCCAGCGAAAGCCACGAACGUGGUGCGGCUGCUCCUAGGCUCCACAGCGCUGUGGCUUUCGCAGCUCGGCGCCGGGACGGUCGCCGCGUCCAAGUCGGUGACGGCCCACUUGGCCGCGAAGUGGCCCGAGACCCCGCUGCUGCUGGAGGCAAGUGAAUUUAUGGCAGAAGAAAGUAAUGAAAAAUUUUGGCAGUUUUUGGAAACUGUGCAAGAAUUAGCAAUUUAUAAGCAAACAGAAUCAGAUUAUUCUUAUUACAACUUAAUCCUGAAGAAAGCUGGACAGUUUCUAGACAAUUUACACAUCAACCUUUUAAAGUUUGCUUUCUCUAUAAGGGCAUACUCCCCAGCUAUUCAGAUGUUUCAGCAGAUUGCAGCUGAUGAGCCACCACCAGAUGGUUGUAAUGCAUUUGUGGUUAUUCAUAAGAAGCACACCUGUAAAAUUAAUGAGAUUAAAAAGCUGCUGAAGAAAGCUGCUUCAAGGACUAGACCUUAUCUAUUUAAAGGAGAUCAUAAAUUUCCUACAAACAAAGAGAACUUACCAGUGGUGAUUCUCUAUGCCGAAAUGGGUACUAGAACAUUUAGUGCAUUUCACAAAGUAUUGUCUGAAAAAGCUCAAAAUGAGGAAAUUCUGUAUGUUCUUCGCCAUUAUAUUCAGAAACCAAGCUCACGGAAAAUGUACUUAUCUGGGUAUGGUGUGGAGCUAGCAAUUAAGAGUACAGAAUACAAAGCACUGGAUGAUACCCAAGUUAAAACUGUGACUAAUACUACUGUAGAGGAUGAGACUGAAACAAAUGAAGUUCAAGGAUUUCUCUUUGGGAAACUAAAAGAAAUAUAUUCAGAUCUUAGAGAUAAUCUGACAGCAUUCCAAAAAUACCUGAUUGAGAGUAACAAACAAAUGAUGCCUUUGAAAGUCUGGGAACUACAAGAUCUUAGUUUUCAAGCAGCUUCUCAAAUAAUGUCCACUCCAGUUUAUGAUGCCAUUAAAUUAAUGAAAGACAUUUCACAGAACUUCCCCAUAAAAGCCAGAUCUCUAACCAGAAUUGCUGUAAAUCAACAUAUGAGAGAAGAGAUAAAGGAAAAUCAAAAGGAUCUUCAAGAUAGAUUUAAAAUUCAGCCAGGCGAUGCUCGUCUAUUUAUAAAUGGCCUUCGUGUUGAUAUGGAUGUUUAUGACCCUUUUAGUAUUUUGGAUAUGCUGAAAUUAGAAGGAAAAAUGAUGAAUGGCCUUCGCAAUCUUGGGAUCAAUGGGGAAGAUAUGAGCAAAUUUUUAAAAUUAAAUUCACACAUUUGGGAAUAUACUUAUGUAUUAGAUAUUCGACAUUCUUCUAUAAUGUGGAUUAAUGACUUAGAAAAUGAUGAUUUGUAUAUUACAUGGCCUACAAGUUGCCAGAAACUUCUGAAGCCAGUAUUUCCUGGAAGUGUACCUUCCAUAAGGCGCAAUUUUCAUAAUUUGGUUCUGUUUAUUGAUCCGGCCCAAGAAUAUACCUUGGAUUUUAUAAAACUUGCUGAUGUUUUCUAUUCUCACGAAGUUCCUCUUAGAAUUGGUUUUGUGUUCAUUCUUAAUACAGAUGAUGAAGUUGAUGGAGCAAAUGAUGCUGGAGUUGCUCUUUGGCGAGCUUUCAACUAUAUUGCAGAAGAAUUUGAUAUAUCAGAAGCAUUUAUUUCUAUAGUACACAUGUACCAAAAAGUGAAGAAGGAUCAAAAUAUACUCACUGUGGACAAUGUGAAGAGUGUUCUCCAAAAUACAUUUCCUCAUGCUAAUAUUUGGGAUAUUUUGGGAAUUCAUUCUAAAUAUGAUGAAGAAAGAAAGGCUGGAGCAAGCUUUUAUAAGAUGACUGGCCUGGGUCCUUUGCCUCAAGCUCUUUAUAAUGGUGAACCCUUUAAACAUGAAGAGAUGAAUAUUAAUGAAUUAAAAAUGGCUGUUCUUCAAAGAAUGAUGGAUGCAUCUGUAUAUUUACAAAGAGAAGUUUUUUUGGGCACAUUAAAUGAUCGCACGAAUGCAAUUGAUUUUCUAAUGGAUAGGAAUAAUGUUGUACCCCGUAUAAAUUCUUUGAUUUUGCAUACUAACCAGCAGUACCUCAAUUUAAUAUCUACAUCAGUAACUGCUGAUGUUGAAGAUUUCUCUACUUUCUUUUUCUUGGAUUCACAAGAUAAGAGUGCUGUAAUUGCAAAGAACAUGUAUUAUUUAACCCAAGACGAUGACAGUAUAAUUUCUGCAGUCACUCUCUGGAUUAUUGCAGAUUUUGAUAAGCCUUCUGGGAGAAAACUUCUUUUUAAUGCAUUAAAGCACAUGAAAACAAGUGUUCAUAGUCGGUUGGGGAUUAUUUAUAAUCCUACAUCAAAAAUAAAUGAAGAGAACACAGCUAUUUCUAGAGGAAUUUUGGCAGCUUUUCUUACACAGAAGAACAUGUUUUUGAGAAGCUUUCUUGGGCAAUUGGCAAAGGAAGAAAUUGCUACAGCUAUUUACUCUGGAGAUAAAAUUAAAACAUUCCUUAUUGAGGGGAUGGAUAAGAAUGCUUUUAAGAAAAAAUAUAAUACUGUUGGAGUGAAUAUUUUUCGAACUCACCAGUUGUUCUGUCAAGAUGUACUUAAAUUGCGUCCUGGAGAAAUGGGUAUUGUCAGCAAUGGGAGAUUCUUAGGACCUUUAGAUGAAGAUUUUUAUGCAGAAGAUUUUUACUUGUUGGAAAAGAUAACAUUUAGUAAUUUAGGAGAGAAAAUUAAAGGCAUUGUUGAAAAUAUGGGAAUCAACGCAAAUAACAUGAGUGACUUUAUUAUGAAAGUUGAUGCCCUUAUGUCCUCUGUGCCUAAGCGUGCAUCUCGAUAUGAUGUCACAUUUCUUAGGGAGAAUCACAGUGUUAUAAAGAUGAAUCCUCAAGAGAAUGAUAUGUUCUUCAGUGUCAUUGCUAUUGUUGAUCCAUUAACAAGAGAAGCACAGAAAAUGGCACAGUUGUUGGUUGUACUUGGCAAGAUUAUCAACAUGAAGAUAAAGUUGUUCAUGAACUGUAGGGGCAGGCUUUCAGAAGCCCCUUUAGAAAGCUUUUACCGUUUUGUUCUGGAACCAGAACUGAUGUCAGGGGCUAAUGACGUUUCUUCUCUUGGACCAGUGGCAAAAUUUUUGGAUAUUCCUGAAUCACCCCUCCUAACCCUCAACAUGAUUACUCCAGAAGGCUGGUUGGUUGAAACAGUGCACAGCAACUGUGACCUUGAUAAUAUUCACUUAAAGGAUACUGAGAAAACUGUUACAGCAGAAUAUGAACUAGAAUACUUACUACUGGAAGGACAAUGCUUUGAUAAAGUAACAGAACAGCCUCCUCGGGGUCUGCAGUUCACACUAGGCACAAAAAAUAAACCUGUUGUGGUUGAUACAAUAGUGAUGGCCAAUCAUGGGUAUUUUCAAUUAAAAGCAAACCCAGGUGCUUGGAUACUGAGGUUACACCAAGGAAAAUCUGAAGAUAUUUAUCAAAUAGUUGGGCAUGAAGGAACUGACUCUCAAGCAGACCUAGAAGAUAUCAUUGUUGUAUUAAACAGCUUCAAAAGCAAGAUACUCGAAGUAAAAGUGAAAAAAGAAGCAGACAAAAUUAAGGAAGAUAUCCUUACCGAUGAAGAUGAAAAAACAAAAGGACUGUGGGAUUCCAUUAAAAGUUUCACAGUAAGCUUGCAUAAAGAAAACAAAAAGGAAAAAGACGUCCUAAACAUUUUUUCAGUUGCUUCUGGUCAUUUAUAUGAACGUUUUUUAAGAAUUAUGAUGCUUUCUGUUUUGCGUAACACCAAAACACCAGUGAAAUUCUGGUUGCUAAAAAAUUAUCUCUCACCGACAUUUAAAGAAGUAAUUCCUCAUAUGGCUAAAGAGUAUGGAUUCCGAUAUGAACUAGUUCAAUAUAGGUGGCCCCGUUGGCUUCGUCAACAGACUGAAAGACAGAGGAUUAUUUGGGGUUACAAAAUUCUUUUCCUUGAUGUUCUUUUCCCACUAGCAGUGGACAAAAUCAUUUUUGUUGAUGCUGACCAGAUUGUGAGACAUGAUCUAAAAGAACUUCGAGAUUUCGAUCUGGAUGGAGCUCCUUAUGGGUAUACUCCAUUUUGUGAUAGCCGCAGGGAAAUGGAUGGAUAUCGUUUCUGGAAAACAGGAUACUGGGCAUCACAUCUUUUAAGACGGAAAUACCAUAUCAGUGCUUUAUAUGUAGUGGAUCUCAAGAAGUUCAGGAGAAUUGGAGCAGGUGACAGGCUCAGGAGCCAGUACCAAGCUCUCAGUCAAGAUCCAAACAGUCUUUCAAACCUAGAUCAGUCUCCCUCUGACGCCGAGCGGAGGCUGGACUGUACUGCCGCCAUCUCGGCUCACUGCAACCUCCCUGCGUGAUUCUCCUGCCUCAGCCUGCCGAGUGCCUGGGAUUGCAGGCGCGCGCCGCUACGCCUGACUGGUUUUCGUAUUUUUUUUGGUGGAGACGGGGUUUUGCCGUGUUGGCCAGGCUGGUCUCCAGCUCCUAACCGCGAGUGAUCUGCCAGCCUCGGCCUCCCGAGGUGCCGGGAUUGCAGACGGAGUCUUGCUCACUCAGUGCUCAAUGUUGCCCAGGCUGGAGUGCAGUGGCGUGAUCUCGGCUCGCUACAACCUCCACCUCCCAGUCGCCUGCCUUGGCCUCCCAAAGUGCCGAGAUUGCAGCCUCUGCCCGGCUGCCACCCCGUCUAGGAAGUGAGGAGCAUCUCUGCCCGGCUGCCCAUCGUCUGGGAUGUGAGGAGCCCCUCUGCCCUGCCGCCCAGUCUGGUAAUUGAGGAGCGCCUCUCCCCGGCCGUCAUCCCAUCUAGGAAGUGAGGAGUGUCUCUGCCCGGCCACCCAUCGUCUGGGAUGUGGGGAGCGCCUCUGCCCCGCCACCCCGUCUGAGAUGUGAAGAGCGCCUCUGCCCAGCCGCGACCCUGUCUGGGAACUGAGGAGUGUCUCUGCCCCGCCGCCACCCCGUCUGGGAAGUGAGGAGCGUCUCUACCCAGCAGCCGUCCCUUCCAGGAGGUGGGGGGCAGCCCCCGCCCGGCCAGCCACCCUGUCCGGGAGGUGGGGGGCAGCCCCCGCCCGGCCGCCAUCCCGUCUGGGAGGUGGGGGGCGCCUCUGCCCUGCCACCCUGUCUGGGAAGUGAGGAGCCCCUCUGCCCGGCCGCCACCCCGUCUAGGAGGUGUACCCAACAGCUCAUUGAGAAUGGGCCAUGAUGACGAUGGUGGUUUUGUCGAAUAGAAAAGGGGGAAAUGUGGGGAAAAGAGAGAGAUCAGAUUGUUACUGUGUCUGUGUAGAAAGAAGUAGACAUAGAAGACUCCAUUUUGUUCUGUACUAAGAAAAAUUCUUCUGCCUUGGGAUGUUGUUAAUCUAUAACCUUACCCCCAACCCCGUGCUCUCUGAAACAUGUGCUGUGUCCACUAAGGGUUAAAUGGAUUAAGGGCGGUGCAAGAUGUGCUUUGUUAAACAGAUGCUUGAAGGCAGCAUGCUCGUUAAGAGUCAUCACCACUCCCUAAUCUCAAGUACCAAGGGACACAAACACUGCGGAAGGCGGCAGGGCCCUCUGCCUAGGAAAACCAGAGACCUUUGUUCACAUGUUUAUCUGCUGACCUUUCCUCCACUAUUGUCCUAUGACCCUGCCAAAUCCCCCUCUCCGAGAAACACCCAAGAAUGAUCAAUAAAUACUAAAAAAAUUUGAAAAAAAAAA
Molecule: messenger RNA, 5842 nt
Organism: Gorilla gorilla gorilla (western lowland gorilla)
Lineage: Eukaryota; Metazoa; Chordata; Mammalia; Primates; Hominidae
Gene: UGGT2
Product: UDP-glucose glycoprotein glucosyltransferase 2
Exons: 37
Coding region: 160-4515 (1451 amino acids)
Biological process (GO): ERAD pathway
Cellular component (GO): endoplasmic reticulum
Molecular function (GO): UDP-glucose:glycoprotein glucosyltransferase activity
Source: RefSeq, a predicted model, not a curated record